This is a messenger RNA of Pestalotiopsis fici W106-1, 2313 nucleotides long. RefSeq lists its product as uncharacterized. Gene Ontology annotation, cellular component: vacuolar transporter chaperone complex; fungal-type vacuole membrane. The transcript has 2 exons. The record is from RefSeq and is a predicted model, not a curated record. The coding region runs from base 1 to 2313 and encodes 770 amino acids. NCBI's taxonomy places the organism in Eukaryota, Fungi, Ascomycota, Sordariomycetes, Amphisphaeriales, Sporocadaceae.
AUGCGUUUCGGCAAGACUCUUCGCGAGGCCACCUACGGCCCGUGGAAGGACAAGUACAUCGACUACUCGAAACUCAAGAGUCUACUGAGGGAAGACAAUCGAGAUGACGACACGCCAUGGACCGAGGAGGACGAGACCAAGUUCAGCGACGAGAUCUUCAACGUCCAGCUCGAAAAGGUCUGCACCUUCCAGGAAGAGACCGUCCAGAGCUUCCAGAAGCGCAUUGAUGAGGCAUUUGACAAGCUCAAGGAGCUCGCUCCUGCCGAUGCCAAGGCCAAGGGAGAUGUCGCCACUCAGCCUCUCAAGGAUCUGAAGGCCGAAAUCGACAACAUCACGAAUGAGAUUGAGCAGCUGAAGAAGUACAGCAGCGUCAACUACACGGGUUUUCUCAAGAUUGUCAAGAAGCACGACCGUAAGCGUGGCGACAGAUACAAGGUCCGCCCGCUGAUGAAGCUUCGCUUGUCCGAGCGCGGCCUCAAUGCCGAAAAGGAAUACUCGCCGCUGCUCAAGAAACUCUCAACCAUUUACUACAUCAUUGACUCCAACCUCGAGGCUGGAGGCGAACAAACGGCGCCACCAGACUUGGAACACCAGGAAGAAGUAAAGAAUGGAGAGAGAUAUACUGCACACAAAUUCUGGGUCCACCAAGACAACCUACUCGAGGUCAAGACGUAUAUCUUGCGGCGCCUCCCUGCUCUCGUUUACAGCGACUCAUCUGCAAAGGAAUUGGACGGAAAUGAAGACCCUUCCAUUACAUCUCUCUACUUGGACAACUCCAAGUUCGACCUGUACAUGCGCAAGGUUGAGCAUCAAGUGGACGCCUCUUCGUUGCGCCUGCGGUGGUAUGGUCAAUUGAGCACAAAGCCCGAUAUUUUCUUGGAGCAAAAGAUCAUUUAUGAAAAUGGUACGAGUGAGGAAAAGAAGAUCAACAUCAAGGAUAAGUAUAUCAAGCAAUUCAUCGAUGGCGAGUACAAGAUGGAGAAGACAAUUCAAAAGAUGGAGCGUCAGGGGCAGCAGCCGGAAACGAUCAAGGCAUUCAAGACGACUGCUGAGGAAAUCCAGGACUUCAUCACCAAGAACAAGCUAGAGCCAGUCCUCAGGGCAGUCUACACACGCACGGCCUUCCAGAAGCCCGCAGAUGAUCGUGUCAGGAUUUCCAUCGACUCCGACAUUGCCUUCAUCCGCGAAGAUACUCUCGACCGUGAUAGACCCUGCCGUGAUCCAGGUAGCUGGCAUCGACGGGAUAUUGACGACAGCAACAUGUCAUAUCCCUUUAAGAACAUCAACCAGAGCGAAGUCGCCAAGUUUCCAUAUGCACUACUUGAGAUCAAGGUCAAGGAGGAUGCCAACCGAAGAAAGCCAGCUUGGGUUGAAGAUUUGAUUGGGUCGCACCUGGUCCACUCCGCGCCGCGCUUUUCAAAGUUUGUCCAUGGUGUAGCAUCUCUAUUUGAAGACUACGUCAACAAUCUUCCUUUCUGGCUCAGCGACCUUGAGAGGGACAUUCGCAAGAGCCCCAAGCAGGCGUUUGAUGAGGAAGAACAGAGAAAAGCCCGUCGUGCAGAAGACGCGCAAGUUGUUGGUAGUUUCCUGGGCAAGGGUUCCGCCUCGUACAAAGCAGCGGCUGCGGCAGGAUCAUACAUACCUGCAACAAGCUCACCCGUCGGUCAGUCAUACCUGGCACAACGUGUGCAAGCCGAAGACCAGGCGAAUCAAGGGCGCGACCAACCUGCUCCUCCCGCGGACGAGCAAGCAGAGGAUGAUGAGCACCCAGAUGGAGAAGAGAAUGGCCGGCAGAACUAUGGCACACUGGGCAAGAUCUUGCCAAGCUUCUCCAUUGGCAGUUAUGCACGCCUUCGCCGUGAUCGCGUCAAGCUGCCAGAGGGUGUCAUUGAGCCCACGGCCUGGAUCAAGAACGAAGGCGAACUCAAGGUCGAGCCCAAGGUCUGGCUUGCCAACGAACGUACGUUCCUGAAGUGGCAACACAUUUCGGUACUGUUGGGCACUCUUGCCGUUGGUCUCUACACUGCUGCGGGUAAAAACUUCCUGGCAGAAUGCAUGGGUAUCGCCUAUGUUGCCAUUGCUGCAGCGGCGGGACUCUGGGGCUACACAAUGUUCCACAAGCGACAGAGCAUGAUUAUCGAGCGCAGUGGCAAAGAUUUUGACAAUAUGAUCGGGCCCAUGUUUGUCAGUGUUGCAUUGAUGAUCGCCCUGAUACUCAACUUUGUGUUUGCGUACCGGGAAGCGUUUGAGAAACUACACGACGGCGAAGGGGCUGGUAACGGGACGGCAGCGUUGCCUGUCGGCGAGCUCUAA